Messenger RNA from Branchiostoma floridae (Florida lancelet), 4071 nucleotides. RefSeq lists its product as uncharacterized. The transcript has 20 exons. The record is from RefSeq and is a predicted model, not a curated record. Bases 1 to 4071 code for a protein of 1356 amino acids. NCBI's taxonomy places the organism in Eukaryota, Metazoa, Chordata, Leptocardii, Amphioxiformes, Branchiostomatidae. Gene Ontology annotation, molecular function: protein binding.
AUGGCAACAUCAUCCUUCAGCUCCAUCCUCCAGGUGUACCAGGGCUGGGCCAAUAGCGUGCUGUGUGAGGGCGGGUACCUGAUUGAGGACCUAACAGAGCUGCAGAAUGGCGCCCUGCUGUGUUGCCUGGUGGACAUUCUGACCGGCUCCAACCUCACCCCAACCAGCCAGAUCAGCAGCCCUACAGCCAGCCUGGAGAAUGUGGAGAAAGUGCUGAGUCAUCUCAGGCAGCACGGCAUCAAGCUCAGCGUCACUGCCAGGGGCGUUGUGUGUGGUGAACUCAAGUCCCUACUUGACGUGGUGUGGGCCUUGAUUCUACACUAUACAGUGCACAGCAAAGACUGUAACCCGUUCCAGCGCACAGUGAGGGUAGGGAAGAGACUGUUACUGCAGUGGUGCAGCUCUCAGCUGCCAGACCUCCCCAUCAACAUCAAUGGAUCCAUGGCUUACAACUACAGCAAACAUGCAGUGCUGACCCAGCUGAUCGGGAAGUACUGCUGCAUGCCUCACCUGGCAUCACCUGGGAAGAGCACAGACGUGAUGACCCUGACCAACGCUGUCCUGGCAGCAGAGGAAAAGUUUGGCGUCUCCAAGCUGAUCGUGAGUCCGAGCGAGAUCCUGAACGGAACAGCCGACGACCACGCCCUCAUGAUAUACACAGCCCUGCUCAGGAGGAAGAUCUCCCUGCUGCAGGAGGACCCGUCAGUGCUGGCGCAGGCAGGGAGGAUCCUGUUAGCCGACGCCCCCAAACUUCUGCCGACUGCACAGCCUCAGAGGAAGAGUCAUCCCACUGGUGUACAGAAGGCUGCCAGUCCACCCAAGAGGCCAGGAGAAGGAGGCCGUCCCAUCCAAGUACUUCUGGAACAGCAGGCCAAACAACAGGCUUCCAUCAAGCUCCUGCGGGAACAGCUGAAGUCACUGGAGAGUUUCAAACAGGAGGCCCUACAGAGCUUCAAUCAGUCUCCCAACAGCAGUGUUGCCAAACAACUGGACGCCAGUCUGCUGCGGUCCACCCCCACCCUGUCCUCAGAGUUCUCCCCCAUACGGAGCCCAAACUCACACCAGUCCAGGAGCCGGGACACCUCCCCACACAGAGCCUCACAGACAAACCUCUACCAGUCUUCACCGGUACCGAGGAACAGGAGUGCACCGUCAAGUCCCACUAAGGGGAGAAGCCUCAGUGAUGACCUUGGCCUGACGCAGAGGUCACCAACUCAAGGUCACAGUCGACAAGCCACCAGGAGUUCUCAAGGUCAGCAUGAGGGAGCGAAAGAGAGGAGCGCUAGUGACGUGUCGAGUCGGAGCACCGUCAGUGGGUCCUCCCAGUACAGUAGUGUGAGCGGUGUGAGCAAGCUGACUGGCUCCACUGACGCACAAACGGCAGUUCUGAACACGGGGAAAGCCGCAGAUCCCUCCAUGCUAUCGUCUCAGCGUAAACCCAGUCCGCAGAAGUCCCUCGCAGAAGAGAUUCGGGAAAGUCUUACACCUGGAGGCGCUGUAGACUCCGGGCAAACGAGCGGCGCGUCAGACACGUAUCUAACGAGGGACCUGCUGAAAACAUUUAAUCAGGGACUGGCCCAGAGCAGGGCAAAGCCACUGACUGUACAGACUGGCUCUGUGGAUCAGGUACGAGCGGGAAAUGCGCUAGAUUCGCCGAGUUCCGUGUCGGAUAAGCGAACGAGCGACAGUGGGAUGUUGAGUCGAGAAGGCACCAUGGGGACUAUGACCCCGCAGAGCUCGACCUCUGAACUUAGCGUGAAGUCGCAAAGAGAGUGGACGCCGACCAAUGGGAAAGCAGGAAGCCAUGACGAAGACUUGACUUUCUCGGCAGACGAGUUUGGGAGAAAGCUGGAGGCAGCGCUGAAAGCAACACCCCUUAACACCACUUUCAAUUUGCAUGAUGAGAGCUCAUACGACCACACUCAGGACAGGCAGAAGUCAUCUUCUCUAACAAAUAUCCGUGUGAAAUCCUUGCCAAACGGAGAUUCCGGAUUCUCCAGCUCCACUGCUCUGUGUAAAAAUGGACCCUCCAGCAGUUCGGACGGAAAUCUUUACCUGAACCCGGAUUCUGGCUACCCUUUCCAGAACAGACCAAAACUCGGCAAUUUCGCCAACAUUUCCGGCGUGUUGAACUCAUCGUUGUUAUCGGAGGGGGUGAUAUUCCGAGCGGAGGACCUACAGGACCCGGAGCUGACCAAACUGCCCGAUUUCUCCCUCUCUUCCCCGACCCCUGGGUCACCUUCGAACCCCAGGAUGCAGUCUACCCCGGUCCCGACCCGCAUGCCGUCUCCCAUGAGCCUCCUGAGUUUCAUGACCAGCAUGGAACAGGGUGGGGGGGACGAGCUGCUGUCUCUGCUGGAGAUGAUUGGUCAGCAGAGCGAGAAGCUCAGAACAGAGUUGGAGGAGGCACAGGUGCGAGAAGCACAGCUGCUGGAUGAGAUAGAGGAGCUUCAGGCGCAGCAGGUGUCACAGCCGCAAGAGGAGGCAGUGGACAGCCGUGUGCUGGCCAAACUCUCUCAGGAGGAGGUAGAGGUUCUGCGGAUGGAGAACCGUAAGCUGUACCGGGAGGCUGCGAACGCUCACAGCGAGGUCUCCCUGCAGAAACAGGCAGCAGAGGAGCUCCACACCACCAUCACCAGGCUGCAACAGGAAGUGGACCACACAUCUGCAGAAAACUUCCGGCUGCUGAACCGACUGAAGGGUGGCGAGUCUAAGGUCCUGUACGCCCGAACUCUCCCCAGUAAGGGCCUUGUCUACAGGAGGAACCAACACCCACAGGACAAGGGGGUUCAGUGCUCGCUGUCGGGCACGGUGAGGCGGCCGGAUCAGAUCAUCCACGCGGUAGUGGAACAGCAGGGGAGCGCCAACCCACACAUGUCCGACCUGGGAGUACAGGUCAACGUGGUGGAGGCCGAGUCCUUGAUGGACACAGAAAAGCUGCGGAAGGAAAACCUGGAGCUGAAGAAGAGCCUGGCAGGUCUGACUUACGAGAGGGAGGACCUACAGGACAGGCUGAACACCAAGAACCAAGACAUGGCCUCGCGUCUCAAGGAACUCAACCUGGAGCUACAGGGGAGACGGGAGGAAGUCACCACCGCCGUCUCAGAAAAUAAGAACCUCUUGAAGGAGAGGGACGACGCCAGGACAAAAGUUGAGGAGAUGGAAGACAGGCUUAAAGAUGCGGAGGCCUACAAGGAAGCUGCGUCUAAGAACUACGAAGGGUUGGAAGAAAAGCUACGAGAAAAACAGAAGGAGGUGCUUAAAGACGCCCUGCAGCUGGAAGACUCGACGGCAGGCUCGGUGAAGAGCGUUGACAGCGUGUCCAGUUCUGCCUCCUCCAUGAAUGCAGAGAAGGAAAACCUGAGACUGCGACACAAGCUAGACUUAGCCUCCACCGAGAUCGACUCGCUACGGGAACAGCUGCAGUUUGAGCAAUCGCUGGGAACCGUCCCCUCAACUCUCUCUCAGGGAAAACUCAAGGAACAGGAGAACAGGAAGCUGAAGGAUAAAGUCUCUUCACUGACCUAUGAACUAGAGACUCUCAGGGACAAACUGCAUAGUGCAGAAGAGCCCCCUAGCAGUAUUUUAGAGAAGGACAAUGCAGAGUUGAGGAAGGAGCUCAGCGCAGCCAAAAGUGAGAUUCAGUCUCUUCAUGCUACCGUCGAGAGGUACAAGCUAAACCGUGAGGAGGUACAAGACAGCGUUCAGAAACUUGAGGCCGCACUUGAAGACGCUCACAAGGAGCAGCUUGUCCUCCAGAAGGAGAUGACGUCCCUGAAGGAACAGUACAGCAAGGUCAAGAAGGAGUUGAAGGUCACGAAGAAACAGAACAAGGACGGAAGGACGUAUGAUUCCGACUCUCAAAGCGAUGUGUCAGUAAGAUCGGUGCCGUCGUCAAGUAGUGAGUACCUACCUCUUCCUGGAGACAGGGAAGUUAGCAGUCCUUACUCCAAACUCUACCACAAACUCAGACAGACCAUCGAUAAGACUGGACCACCUGCCAGUAAAGGGGGCGUGGGUCUCCCCUCGCCGUUCAAGGUCUCACAGAAAGAACAGGAUAACGUGGGAUGA